AUGCAUUUCAAUAUUGCCGCGCUAUCUUUGCUCGUCGGCAGCAGUCUGGCUGUUCCACUUGACGUUGAAAUUGAGAAGCGUCAAAGCUGCCCUAGCGUCCAUGUCUUCGGCGCUCGCGGGACCACUGUGCCCCCUGGCUACGGGUUAACCAUCACAAUUGUCGACGAGAUUCUGAGUGCCUAUCCGGGCUCCACAUCCGAGGCAAUCGUUUACCCUGCAUGCGGUGGACAAUCCUCCUGCGGAGGCGCCAGCUAUUCUAGCUCGGUUUCUCAAGGCAUCCAGGCUGUCGCGUCGGCUGUGAAUGCUUACAACUCUAAAUGUCCUCAGACUAAGCUUGUUUUAAUUGGAUAUUCCCAUGGUGGUGAAAUCAUGGACGCGGCUUUGUGUGGCGGUGGUGUGCCUAAUCAAGGAUACACUAAUAAGGCCGUCCCGUUGUCUUCUUCGGCCGUAAAUAUGGUAAAGGCAGCCAUCUUCAUGGGAGACCCGCUGUUCAAGACUGGUUUGCCAUACGACGUUGGAACUUGCGCUGCAGGAGGUUUCGAUGCACGCCCGCCGGCUUCUCGUGCCCGUCAGCUAGUAAGAUCCAGUCGUACUGCGACGCUGGCGACCCGUACUGCUGCAACGGCAAUAACGCUGCAACUCACGCGGGCUACAUAA
This is a messenger RNA of Penicillium maclennaniae, 657 nucleotides long. RefSeq lists its product as uncharacterized. The record is from RefSeq and is a predicted model, not a curated record. Lineage: Eukaryota; Fungi; Ascomycota; Eurotiomycetes; Eurotiales; Aspergillaceae. Gene Ontology annotation, molecular function: hydrolase activity. The transcript is spliced from 3 exons. Bases 1 to 657 code for a protein of 218 amino acids.